GCCAGAGGACGUUGGGCAGCGGGCGCUUCAGCCGCCGGCGCCAUGGACCCGGUCAUAAUGCAGGAGCUGGCCCGCGCCGAGAGCCAGCAGGAUGCUGCGUCCCUGAAGAGGGCUUAUCAGUUGAUCAAGUCCGCCAACCUGGGGAAAUCAGAGUUCGACCCCACAGAAAGCUUCAGCCCCGACCUGUUUGUUUUGUGUGCAGAACAGGCCCUGAAGAUGGGGCAGCCCGAGAUGAGCGAGGACUGCAUCCGGAUGUACUUCAAGGUGAAGGGGCCGGUCACCCAGUUUCUGGGCCGAGCGCACCUGUGCAGGGCCCAGCUGUGUGCGCCCAAGUCCACCGAAAACAUGGAGGAAUUUGAAAAUUGCGUGACUCAGUAUAUGAAGGCAAUCAACUUUGCAAAAGGAGAACCAAGGUAUUACUUCCUGGUGUAUAAUGCAUCGGUCCUCUACUGGCAAAUGGUGAGGCCAUUUCGCAAGCCUGGGUAUCACCACCGCCUGAUCCCCAGCCUCUCCCAAAUCGUGAGUGUGUUGAAUCAGACCGAGGAGGAUGACAAAGGCUGGCGGGCCGAGCUGAUGCUGGAGCUUCUGGAGUGUUAUCUACAAGCUGGAAGAAACGAGGAGGCCGCGAAGUUUUGUGCCACUGCAGCCCCGUUCAUCAAGGCUAAUGCGCCACAGAAGUAUCGACAAAUAUUUGCUCUUAUGGUCCGACAUGAAUUAAUGGAUGAGCUUCAGUUAAAGGAAGAAGAGAGAAGUUCUAUUAGCCUGUCUGUCACUUUCCAGAUUAAUGUGCUGAAAGCAAAACUGGAUAAAAAUGAUUUAUCUGAAGAUACCAACAAAAUUCUGAAGGAUACCUAUAAAUGUUUAAGUUAUUACGAUCACCAGAACUUGCCUUCAGUCAGAGAGGAAAAAAUUCUUUUGCUUUUUGAAUUAGCUCAUCUUUCUCUGAUCUUGAAAUGUGGGGAGAUCACCUCUGACUGCCUCUCAGACUUGAAGAAGAUGGACAGCAAAGAUCCCGGGGAGCUAAUUGAAAUCGAAUGCCUGGAGUAUGAAUUGGAAGCUGAAAGACUUGCAAAUAAAAUGAAAAUCUACACCCGAGAGGCUGUGGAGACCCAGCUGAAUAUAGUACAGAGACUGGACAUGGUGCUCCGGCGAGCUGUGCGCCUGGGCGACCCGCGGGUCAUCCACGUGGUGUGCGCCACGCAGUGGAACACCUGCCUCCCGCUGCUGCAGCACGACCUGCGGCACCAUCUGCGGAAGUCGCUGGCCAGCAUCGCGGAGGUCCUGGAGAAGAUGGACAGCCUCAUGGUCCUGUUCCGUUGCCAAGUGCACAUGGAGAUGGCGUACAUUGAGGAGGGUGCGGACCGGCUGGAGCCUGCCAUGGGGCACCUGAGGAAGGCCGUGCUCCUGGACACCCUGGGCCUCUACCAGGACACGCUCAGGAUGGCCCUCAACCGCCUGCACCUCUGCGCCACGCCGUGCCAGGUCCCCGAGCGCACCGAGGACAAGGCCACCUUGGCCAUUGAGCAGGCAAAGAAAGCGAUGCCGGAGGACAGUGUGCGCAAGAAGCGGGCGCUGCUGGUGACCGCGGGCCUGGCCCUGGCCCCUGACACCUUCCAGAUCGUGCUCGACAGUGAGAACGAGGCCAAAGUUUCCACCGGGGAAAAGCGGGGCCGCUUCACCUACCUGUACGCGAAGGCGCGGCACCACUCCCUCAGCGUGGAUGAGGCCGCGGGGCACGUGCAGCGCCUGCAGGGCCGGAACGCCAAGGAGAGGGUACAGAUCUGGGCCGAGCUGGCCAAGGUGGCCCGGAAGCAGGGCGUGUGGGAUGUGUGCCGGACGGCCAGCCGCUUCUGCCUCGCGUAUGACGUCGGCAAGGUGGAGCGGCAGGCGAGGCUCAGGCGAGGGAAGAAGAAGGGCGGGGACGGCGCGGAGCAGGACUCCUCGGGCCAGUCAGACGCCACCCUGCAUAGGCCGGUGUCCCCCAGCCUGCUGCGCGAGUUCGCGGAGGUGGGGUUCAUCAACGCUGAGGCCACCGUCCACCUGCUGCGAUCAGAGGGCGUGCAGCUAAAUGACCAUCCCAUGCCCCCCGAGGACCUGAGUCAGCACCCGGUGGGCUACAUACCCGAGUCCCCAGAGGACAACGCCGAGUGGAUCACGUACCGGACCUGGAUAGAGGGCCUGUCGCAGUACACCAUGAACAGCUGGCUGCGCUCGGCCGACAUUGGGCAGAUGAUACAGGAGGCGUGGCUCGUGCAGAACGCCGUGGUCUACGUCCUGAAUCACAACCAGCACCUCAUCACGGCCGGGCGCCAGAGGGAGCUCGUGGACGCCUUGUACCACCUCCUGGGCAUCGUCAAGGCCAUGGGCCAUAGCGGAGACUUGGCGCUGCUGGCGACGCUCUGCAGCACCCUGGCACGAGGCCUGAUCAUCGCCUGGAUCCCAGCCCUGACGCCAGAGAAGUCUAGAAGACACACACGCUCAAACCCACUUCAUACGCCGCUAGACCCUGAGGCCGCCUCUGAAGUCAGGACCGCAGUGGAGGUCUGUGAGUUCGCCCUGAACCUGACCAACGGGACGGUGCCUGAGGAGGCGGUGCCCGUCAGCAUCCGGCAGCAGCUCAUCGCCACGUGGGUGAAGGCCAAGCAGCUGCUGUGGCAGCAGAUCGGGCCGCGCCUGGGCACGGACGAGCAGAGUGCCAACGAGGGCAUCAACUCGGUGACCGGAGUCCUCGUUGCUCUGGAGAUGCACUCCUGCAACGGGCUGGGCCUCAUGGACUUCACGGUGCCCCCCUUGGCUCAGCUGGUGAAGAUGGCCUUGGAGUGCAGCUGGUCGGACCCCUUCGUGGAGCUGCAGACCCUGACGCGGCUGACCCACUUCACCUACGUGGCCCGGGACCACGAGGCCACCAUGGCCUGCUCGCAGAAGGCCAUCCAGACGGGCAUCAAGCACCUGCAGGCCUUCAGUUCGGUGGAGACUGAGUUGGUGGCGGAGAUGCUGAGCACCGCAGCCUGCAUCCAGGGCAGGAGCAUCAUGGAUAACCUCAAGGGCUGGAAGCAGCUGCGCCUGACGGCCGCCAAUGCCUUCGUUGAGAGUGCGAGGUUUGGGAGUAUCGCGGGGAGCAGCGCCCUGGUGAUGCAGGCCGCCCGACACUUCUGGAACACCUGGCUGCCGCUGCUGUCCUCUGCGGUCAACAGGAAGAAGUGCAAGAGCGCCACUCAGGAGGUCAUCAGCGUCAUCAACAAGACGGAGGCCAGAAAGCAGGAAAAAGGGAAGACGCUGCUUCUGCACCAGUGGCCCACAGCCGACUUCCAAAGUGGAGGGACGAUGGAAGGGUGUUUUCUCUCAGGGGCCGAGGGUGACCUGACGCUGAGGGCCGCGCUGUAUGGCCUGCUGUUCCACAGCCACGCCGACCAGCAUGACUGGGAGGGCUGCCUCAAGGUGCUGGACGAGGCCCUGCAGGUGCUGCCGCGGACGGCGCACCGCCUCUUGAUUUUCAAACAUAUGGUCGUGGUGAAGGCUAGACUCGGCCAGAACUUCGUGAUGGAAAUUCAGAGAUUCAAAGACCAGAGUGAGGAGUAUCUGGCGCACAUGUGGCGGCGCCUGGCCCUCAACUCCACGAGUGUCCCCGGGGAGCUGACCUGCUACCUCCACGCCAUCCAGGCCCUGCAGAAGCCAGAGAGUGAGUGGCAGAAGGUUGACUACAUCAUGGAAUUCAGCGAGUGGCUGUUCCACAACCAGUUUCCUCUUGAAGACGUCGUCUUCCACCUGGAGUGGGCGAUUGACAUCCUGCUGAGGAUGCGGCCCGACAGGGGCUCCCCGGAGCCGGCAGGUGCGGGAGCCGCAGGCGCGGGGGCCACAGAAGAGCAGGGGUCCACUCCGGCGGCCCCAGAGGGCCCGGGGGCUGAGGGCUCGGGGCCCCCCUCCCUGGAGAAGCUUCGGAAUGUGCGGCAGCUUGAGACGCUGGCCCGCGCCUACACGCUGCUGGCCCUGGUGGCGGCCCCGAGCGCCGCCAGCCGCCAGGACUACUGCCUCAUGGCCUACACCUUUCUCCGCCGCAUCUGGCAGGUUUCUUUAUUAACAGCAGGAAAAUCAAUUUCAGAAAGUAGAAUUCCAGCAGCAGCGAGUUCACAUUCAUUGUUGCUUCAAAAGGAGAAGGAGAAAAGCAAAGACAGAGAAAAAGACAAGGACAGAGACAAGGACAAGGGCAGAGACAAGGACAAGGGCAGAGACAAGGACAAGGACAGAGACAAGGACAAGGGCAGAGACAAGGAAAAGGACAGAGACAAGGACAAGGGCAGAGACAAGGAGAAGGACAGAGACAAGGACAAGGGCAGGGCCUCGAAGCAGUUUCAAAGCCCCACUCCUGGCAAACGCCUUGAAGACGUACCCACAAGCAUAGAAGAGUGGGCUUCCUACGCUUGCCCCGAAGAAGCUAUAUCAGUAUUUAAACAGGAUCAGAGCAACUUUGCCAUCAACCGGUCAACUCUCCAGAAGCCGGCGUACAGUUUAUAUUAUCUGGACCACUUGGUCGAGGCCCUGCAGAAGGUGUUCCUUCAUGAGCUCGCCAUCCCGGUCCUGCAGUUGGAGGUGCUCAUUGCAGCCUCCGUGGUCGACAGCAAGAGCCUCGAGGACCUCUACCAUCUCCGACUUGCCCUAGUUUGUUCUGAUUUGAAGUUGAGGGAAGCAGCCACUUUCCACGAGGAGGUGGUCGGGCACGCCUACAUCUGCGACGUGGAGCAGGUGAGCUGCAGAAAAGAAAUUGCCUUGAAAAAGGAGAAAAAUAAGGAACCUCUAUUAGAAGAAAGUCUGCCAACACUGAGGGAGCCCCCCACUCCAGCCCAGCAAGCAGAGAUGAAGCCCCUCGUAGCAAAGGAUAAGACUUUGAAGAUAGACGGAGAGACCGGCAGGGGCCUGGAUGGAAUGUCCUUCCCGCAGCUGUGGACCCUCAAGGCUGAAGUCCUGCUGGAGAUGGACCUGUACCAGCCUGCCCGGCUGCUCCUGUCAGAGGCGUACCUGGCCUUCCAGGAGCUCGACGAUCCUUGUGCAGAAUCAAAAUGCCUGCACCUGUUGGCACGGUUGGCAAACAAGGAAAAGAAGUACGGCCAAGCUAGGAAGAUGGCCGAGAGGGCCCAGCACCUGGGGGGCAGCGAGCAGUUCUGGUACGAGUCCACCCUGACCCUGGCGGACACACUCCUGUCCACCGAGAACGAGAGGAGAGAGGCAGUGGUCUGCCAGCUGUUCCAGAAGCUCAUAGAUACCUUCAACGUUCUUAAGAAGGAGAGACCGAACCGAAUGCCCAUAUUGGAAUUCAUGACCACAGACCUAGAAGCCAGGUGUGUGAGCCUCCAGCUCAAAGCCGCCCAGGAGCCGGGGGACUCUGAGCCCUUCCAGAACUCAGCUCUGCUGAUGGAAAUGGAUAAUCGCUUGCUGGAAAUGGAGGAGAAGUUUACCAGCAUUGGCCACAAGGAGAAGUGUGUGGACAUCAAGCUGGAGCGCGCCAAGAUGAAGAGGUUAUCUGCCCAAAACGAGAAAGACGCGGAACAGAAGACUGCGUGUUACUUGGAGGCAUACGACCUGGUCCAGAGAGCUGCUGCCGAAGAGGAAGAGCUAUUUCAGCGUAUUCAGGGCUUACUGUCCCUUCAGGGUUUGCAGCACGUCAGCACCCCUCUGGGGAGGAGGCUGGCGCACCUCAAGCUCAGCCUCGUGGAGGUGUGUCUGGACACUCUCCAGCGCACGUGGGAGGAGACCCUGGAGCGGCAGCUGGAGCAGGGCUCGGUGGACAAGCUGCUGGCCGACUACCUGCAGAGCCCCAGUGACUACACUUCUGUCGGCCUGAAGUGGUUCACCCUGAAGCGGACCCUGGCGCACACCGUGCUGGCCCAGCUGGGGAGCCUGCAGCCACUGUGCACCGGCUGCGUGGAGCUCCGUGCCCAGCUCCUGAGCCUGGCCGGGAAGGCCCUGCACCUGUUGGCCGUGCACGCAGACCCCCUGCACCCCGCCUUCUACUGGGAGGAGAGCCUCUUGGGGGGCACUGAGCUGAACAGCCGCGAGUGUCUGGAGAUCAUCCAGGAGGACGAGGACCGCAAGGGGCCCCACGGCGGCCUGCUGGCCCUCAGGGCCACCCCCGAGGGGCACAGCAGGAAAGGCUGGGAUCUGAAGAGGAGGAUGGCGCUGGCCCAGCGGUACCUGGCCCAGGCGUCCGAGGUGCUGCUGCAGUGCCUGCAGGUAGCCCUGGGCAGCAACCUCCUGGACAUCGCCGCAGCCGCCAGCCUGGAGAUGGUGGAGUGUGUCGGCACCCUGGACCCUGCGGCCGCCUGCCAGUUCCUGGCGCUGUCUCAGAGCUGCUCAGCCUCAGAGGGCAUGCGAGACGUCCUGCUCACGGCCACGGCCAACACCAGCAGCUCACAGCUGGCCGCGCUGCUGCAGCUGCAGCACAGGCUGAGGUGCCAGGAGAGGACGUCCACCAACCUGUUUGCCAGCGUGGAGCAGAGACUGGCCGCCAUAUCCAAGGCUUGGCAGAAUCUCUGGGUCACCGAACAGCACUUGAACUUCUUGAGUGAAAUCCCUCCCACUUUUCGGAUCCUCUUUCUGCACCACUCACGGGACAGGACCCAUCUGUAUGGCGCUGCCUACGAGAAAUCCAAGUUCAUCCCCGCAGCCAAAGGCAAACUGCCCCAGGUUGGGGGCUCCUGCAAGGUGACUCGGGUGGCCGUGAGCCCGGCCGCCUUCUCCUCCCUGUUGGCCAGUGCCCAGCAGUUCCGGGAGCACACCCAGGCUGAGGCACACAGUGAGGACACGGCCCUGAGCCCAGGCUUGAAGGAGUCAGAGGGCGCAGCCCUGAGAGGGGAAGAACACGCUGUGCAGAGGCUCGCGGAGGUCGUGAAGCCCAUGGAGGAGUAUCUGAGGCCACUGUUCCCGCUGCUCAGCUGCCCCCCGGAAGCCAGAGCGCCGAUUCCCACAGUUGUUGCGGAUUUGGGAAAAUACAAGGGCAAAGACAAGGAGAGGGAAGAGUCCCUGCCGCAGGUGCAGCCCGAGGUCGCAGACAACGUCAUCCUGAUCGCUGACAGGCACCUUCUGGAACUGCCGUUAGAAGGUCUCUCUGUGUUCGAUGAAGGGAUGGUCUCCUCCGUGUCACGAGAGUUUUCUCUCCAGAUGCUGUGGAACCGCCUGCAUAGAAAGGAGACAGAAGGGAAUGUGAAAAAGGAGAGCAGAGGUAAAGACCACAGAAAGAGAGGCACAGCAAAGAAGGGAGCAAAGCGCGUCGUGUCCCGGAUCAUCCCCCCCGACUGCAUCGCGGUCGACGCGGACAACUUCAGAUUCGUUGUGGACCCCUACGAGGAGGCCCGAGGCCCAGAAAUGCUGACUCCUGUCUCCGUGACCCGGGAAAUUUUGGAAAGAUACCGAGACACGUUCACUGCGAGAUGGGCGGGGCAUCUGGGGAAGAAGCAGUUUCCCAGCCAGGCAGAGUGGGAGCAGCUGCUGGGCAGCUGCGGAGGCUUUUUCUUCUACGGGAUGGAGAGCUUCCUGUCCCACAUAUUGGUAGAAAGGUUGGCCGCCAUGAACUUGGAAGAGUGCCAGAUGGUGGUGCUGCUGGACCUGGCGCGGUCCUGCGAGAGCACGCGGCGCCACGUGGAGUCCUCGCAGAACAAGAGCGCACCCCGACUGUCCUUGGAGGGGCCCGUCGAGACGGCCGUCCUCCUGAGUCUGGUGGGGGUCAGGAGCAUCGUGGCGAACCAGUGGCCGACGGUCCUGCGGGACAACGCGACGCGGGCCAGCAUCCUGUGGGAAAAUCUGUUGACAGCUGGCAAGCCGAUCGGGAGAACGACCCGCCUCCUUCAGAAGAGGGGAACCGGUGAAACUGUCCACCACGAUGAGGCUCUGCAGACCUGGGAGGACAGGCUGGUGCUCUUCCGGCCGCAGCCGCAGGGCUCGGAGCGGCUCCCCGUCACCCUCAACCUGGUCCUCUACGGGCUGCCGCACCAGGCCAUCGUGUGAUGGGGCCGCGCCUCCCCACAGCCUGUCCCCACCAUCCGCCAUCCCCCUCCCUGGUGUCCCCGGCCCCUCCGCCCGUGACCUCCUCCCAGGCUGCGCUGCCAGAGCCCACCCCCACCCCGCCCGGCCCCCGUUCUGCACAGGGCAGCAACCGGCUUCUCCCUCCACGGUGAAGCCAGGGCCCUGUCGGCGGGAGGAGAGCAUCCUGGGGGGCUCGGCAGCACGGGUUGGGGGAGGAAUGCGUCCAGGUCCACCCCACAGCGGCCUGGGCCCCCGGGUCCCUUGUGCCCCGGCUGCUAGACCAGAAUC
Globicephala melas (long-finned pilot whale) is the source of this 8301-nucleotide messenger RNA. RefSeq names its product cilia and flagella associated protein 46 (gene CFAP46). Gene Ontology annotation, biological process: cilium movement involved in cell motility; axoneme assembly. Lineage: Eukaryota; Metazoa; Chordata; Mammalia; Artiodactyla; Delphinidae. The record is from RefSeq and is a predicted model, not a curated record.